CUGAGCCCCCCAGGUCUAUAGGAAGACGUGUCCACACUCAGGAGACAUCUGAGCCCCCCAGGUCUAUAGGAAGACGUGUGUCCACACUCAGGAGACAUCUGAGACCCCCCAGGUCUAUAGGAAGACGUGUCCACACUCAGGAGACCAAUAUUCCAUGUCCACCCACUGCAGAUGUCCACUCCAUGUCUUAUAUAGCCUUUUGUCACAUUACACACAUUGUUUGUUCUUGUAACUAUUCUCCAAUUAAAUGAUUUCAGGACUGGUGCUGUCUUGGUUUGACCAAGAUCACUGAUGAAUGUAUUAGCAUCAUAUUGGGUGUCUCAUCUCUGUGUGUGCUUUGUUGUUGUAGGGUCUCACAGCCAGAUUGAGUUUGACUUCCUGGUGCGAGGUCAGUUCCUGCGGACAUCGUUGUCAAAUCACAUGGAGGCUGAAGGCAUCUCAACGGAAGAUGUGGUGGAGAUCGAGUAUGUGGAGAGGUUCACCGCUCCCCAACCAGAGGAGUGUAUGAUGCAUGAUGACUGGAUCAGUUCAGUGGAGGCAGACUCUGAAUGGAUCCUGACGGGCUCCUAUGAUAAGACGGCCAGGAUCUGGUCUCUGGAGGGCAAGGCUGUGAUGACGGUGGCCGGACACACGGACGUGGUGAAGGACGUGGCCUGGGUCAGGAGAGAUGGCCUGACCUCCCUGCUGCUCACGGCCUCUCUGGACCAAACCAUUCUGCUGUGGGAGUGGAACUCUGAGAGGAACAAGCUGAAAGCUAGACACUGUUGCCGUGGACACGCUGGGAGUGUUGACACUAUCGCCACGGAUCCCACACGCACUAAGUUCUGCAGUGGUUCCUGGGACAAGAUGCUGAAGAUCUGGUCAGCAGUGGCCACAGAGGAGGAGGAGGAGGUAGAGGAGCCUCCCAGCAGACCCAGAAAGAAACAGAAGACUGAAC
This is a messenger RNA of Oncorhynchus masou masou (cherry salmon), 937 nucleotides long. RefSeq names its product ribosome biogenesis protein wdr12-like. Gene Ontology annotation, cellular component: PeBoW complex; preribosome, large subunit precursor. NCBI's taxonomy places the organism in Eukaryota, Metazoa, Chordata, Actinopteri, Salmoniformes, Salmonidae. Gene Ontology annotation, molecular function: protein binding. Gene Ontology annotation, biological process: maturation of LSU-rRNA from tricistronic rRNA transcript (SSU-rRNA, 5.8S rRNA, LSU-rRNA); maturation of 5.8S rRNA from tricistronic rRNA transcript (SSU-rRNA, 5.8S rRNA, LSU-rRNA). The transcript is spliced from 6 exons. The annotation marks the transcript as partial. The record is from RefSeq and is a predicted model, not a curated record.